UCUCUCUUCAGAAAGUUGAAAUAAUUCACCCAGAACAAAUUUGGCUUGAUGUCCCAUCAUUUGAUCAUUUGGACAUGGAGCUGUAUUAGCUGGGGAGACCAAAAGUCUCUGUGACGAGUCGUUCGUCCAAGAAGAACAGCUCCUUUCGAAAUGAGCUGUUACUCCCGUUAGAACGAUAUAUCCCCUCCAAUCCUUUCAUCCUUCUCCGCAUUUUCCCUCAACCACUCGGCCACAAACUUGAACUGUCCUUUCUCCUGGCGGCCUCGUUUCCUCUUGUCCAUCGCUAUCAAAGUGAUCAUUAUUAUGUCUAUAUAACAAUCAUCUCAUUUUCUAAGAAGAUCUUGUAAAAUCAAGGCUGUUUCUUUGACCUUGUGAACAAAGGCAAGGAUUGCCUCAUUGUCGUGUCAAUCUCGACAUAGUCAUGGCUCCCCCCGUAUCAUCGCUGGCCGACGAUAUCGCUGCGUAUAAACCCUUCGCUGAAGCCUCCAGAGCGGAGCCGUCGACAGAAGCUGGUCUUGCACCUGAUCGAUCGCAAAUACGGGGCUCAACGGAAGACGCGGCGAGAACGAUCAAUGCUCAGACUCUGGCUCCAACCUCAGCGCCUGAAGGAUCUGUUCCCAGUUUGGCUUCGCGACGUCGUGCUCGACGAUUGCUGCCAUGGACUGGGCCGUUCCGGUUUUUCGACCUUCCUUACGAACUUCGAGAUCGCAUCUACGAGUUUGUUCUCGUGCACAAUGAGCGUCUGCCUGUACCUAUCGACAUGUCUCCAUCCAACCCUCGCCUGGUUGCUCCAGUGCUUGAUUGUUUCCUUACCUCCAAGCAGUUUUACGAAGAAGCCUAUCCUGUCUUUUACGGUCGCAAUACAUUCCGGCUGUUUCCCAUGGACGGGCGUUUCUUCUCGAAAAAGCCGCUUUUUGUUCGACUCCCUCCCCACUAUCGCGCAUCAGUGUCCUCGCUUGAGCUCUGUCUGGGACGGGGCUGGACAUCUCCGCCGAAAACGCAAGCCGUCACACCGAAGCUCGGUCUGUCAGACGCGAAGAAUGUGCGAAAAUUGAAAAUAUUCAUCGAAUGCGACCCUUCCCAUGAAGUGUUUCAAGGGUUUCGUGUCGAUCAGGACUUCUACACCACGUUUGCAACAAGAUUGUUGAAGGCGAUUAUGGAAAGUGUGCCGAGUAUAGAGAUCAUUGAGUUCGACGCCUGGCCCUCGGUCAAGAAGAAGGACCAAUUAAUGAGUCGCCUGCUUCAAGACACGAGAAGAGCUGGGAAAAGAAUAACGUGGGGCUCUAACAGGGGCUGGCGAGAUGGCGAAGAGGAUGAAGAUAACCGUAAUGAUCAUAAUGAUGAGACAUAUUUAAUGAUGCAUAGGCACAGUCUGUUCGCGGCAGUUGCAUGAUUUGACGAUAGGACAAUUUGAUAUAGAUUUGGAUAGUCUUGACAAUGUUGUUGGAGAAAUUAAAAAAAAUAAUCAAAUCGGAUUUUGAUGUAUAAACCUCUUGAUUCUAUACCCGAGUUGUCUUCGCAGAAAUCCGCAUGG
Messenger RNA from Xylona heveae TC161, 1534 nucleotides. RefSeq lists its product as hypothetical. The record is from RefSeq and is a predicted model, not a curated record. NCBI's taxonomy places the organism in Eukaryota, Fungi, Ascomycota, Xylonomycetes, Xylonales, Xylonaceae. The transcript has a single exon. Bases 422 to 1393 code for a protein of 323 amino acids.